AUGGCGGGCAAGGAGGAGGCGGGGAAGUUGACGGUCAGUCCGGGCAGCGCUGCUGCCAAUUCGACGGAUGCCGGCGUCGAUGGUCCUGCGGCGGUGUUCCCCUCCGCCGCCGGAUCCAUCUACACGGAGGGUGACGAGUCAGAGAAGGGGGUUGCUGCGAUUGACAAGAUGCUUGGGGAGGCGAAUCUGUCAUCCGCCGUCGCCAAUCAGCCGGCCGCAGCACCACCACGUCCAAACAAGGGCAAGGUUCGGCUGUCGAAAGCCGAGAUUAGGAGCAUAAUUGCCCUGAAGCUAGAGCAAGAACCCAGCGCGGAUUACCUGGACGAUCUGGCAGAGUAUUUCCCUCCGGAGUGGAUCGAGGAAAGGAAGCGUGCCCACGCCGACAGCGUAAAGCUUUUCAAGAAGAUGGACGAUGAUUUCGAAGAGUACAGGCAGCAGGUCAUCGCGUCUGUGAGGGACAAGGGCUACUUCGAGGUCGAUGAAGACUUCAUCGCCAAGAGGGAAAGAGACAAUGAGUUGGGUCUCGAACAACAGAGGAGGAUUCAGGCGGCUAAUCCCCGUAGCCGCAAGUAUGUUGCUACCCCGGAGGACAGGAUAAGGGAUGCAGACGGUUAUAUUCCCUACGUUCGUAAGAAAGCUGACGCUCUUGUUGAUUAUGUUGUCAUUGAUGAUGAAGCUGUGUUUCUUAAAGAUUAG
Triticum turgidum subsp. durum (durum wheat) is the source of this 696-nucleotide messenger RNA. Lineage: Eukaryota; Viridiplantae; Streptophyta; Magnoliopsida; Poales; Poaceae. The record is from the annotation of a GenBank genome assembly.